GGACGUCAUUCUACCUGACAUUCUACCUGUUGGUCCUAUUUUCCUAUUACGAUGUUUUCUACUUACCCCUACGGUAGUUUUUUUCUCAGGUUUAUGGAGUAAUUACUAGAUUUUUGAGACAUACAUUGCACAUUUGUAAUAACACUAGCGUUAUCACCAUGCCAUUGAUUUUAAUCAUCAUAUCAAUUUGUUUGAGCGUCCAGUAAUCCACAACCUGGAGACAACACAUUAAAACAUAGAAAUACCUUACAAAUUGAAUUUUUUUUUACAUUGUAUGUGUGUUCAUUACUAUUGUCACUGUUAUAUGUGUGUGCCUACACACAAACACAUAUUUGUAUUCAUUCACCAAUGCACUAGUCAGAUAUGUUUGUAUAAAUUGAAGCCAUGUUCCAGAUAAUAAACUUAUCUGUGCACGUUGCUUAUGUUAACCAAUUAUAAUUGACUACAAACCUGGAUUUUUCUAUUUCUAUCACAUACCAAUAUUCUUAAGUAUGUUAAUAAACAUGAUGAAUGCAUCCUAUUGUCCUCAUUGUCAAUGAGUCACAGAUUUCAUAACUGGAAUUGUAUAAAUAUUUGUGUACAAAUAUUCUUGAACUUCAUAAAUAACAAUUGCCGCUGAGUAAACAUUACUAACACUGUCCAAUAUAGAUAGACGAAGAAGGGCCACAUUAGGCCAACAAGAAAUUGCUAAUAUACAGGCAAAAAAAUGGAGCCCGUAUCCAACAAAUGUUUUGGAAUAUUUAACACAAUCAGUCAACGAUUCUUCUCGUUAUUUUUCUCCACAACUAGUAACUAUCAAUCUACAACCAAAUGAAGAUCUGAUUAACACAAACAAUAAUACCAAUCUAUAUUCCGAUAACUGUGAACAUUCUCUUACAGAAGAGUGUAUGACGUUGGGUGCAACAGCAUUAACAAAUCUGAGUGGGAAUUUUCCACUAUCAACCACUGAUAUAACCCUACGUACAACAACUGACACUAUAAGAACAGAUUUUGAAACAAGUCAGUCUACUAAUCUUAAUCAUCCAACAUUGGUUAAAAGCGUUCAGUCACCGAAACAAUUUCAAAAACCAAUUGAAAGUCUUGCUGACUUUUUAAUUGAUCAAAGGCCUAACUACUUAAAUCAUCACCCUCCAACUCAGGAAGUACCGUUGAUGACUCAAUCAAUGAAUCCGGCUGCUGCAACACUUCCUCAAACUGAAGCAUCUAAUCCUGUUGGUUAUAUUCAUUCAUCAACAGCACCAGCUUUUGGACCUGUCCUUCCAGUUGCUUCCAGAGCAGGGAACAAUAAUCUUAAUUUUAAUAGUCCAGUUAAAGCAAAUCAAUAUGAGACUACUGGACUUAGUCUAGUUUUAGAUGGUAAAAGCUAUGAACCUGAAGAACUACUCAACUUGGUUCAACGAUUACGACAAGAUAUUCGAGGAUACACCGAUCAUAUAAGAUGGCUUGAACAAGAAUUGAGUCAAACACGAAUUGCUCUAAACGCUCGAGAUAGAGAUAUUGACAAAUUGAAAUCAGUGUUAGAUCAAAAACUUCACAAUAAUGUAACUCAACUACCGAUUCACUCUGUUACACCAUUAUCUGAUACAUCAUGUCAAACAAUUAAACAAAAUAAAUUAAAUAUAACCGGGAUAACAUCUUCAUUAAAAGCAACUGGUAUGCAUGAAAGCAGCAUUGGACAACAAUUGUCUUUACGUACUAAGAAACAAGGUGUUUCAGGUGAAAGUUUCACUGGACAAAGAUUAUCAGGUCUUGUACAUCAUGAUAAAGAUACUUGGUCUGCUGGUUUAAUUCGAGAUGCUAUCAGCAAUAAUACAUUUUUAAAACAUUUGGAACAAUCACAAAUUGAAGAAAUAGUGGCGUGUAUGCAUAAAAAACAAAUACCUCAAGGAUGUUAUAUUAUACGUGAAGGUGAACCAGGCGAUGCAUUGUAUGUGGUGUCAGAUGGAAUAUUGGAGGUAUGCAAAGAUAAUGCAUUACUUGGACGAAUGGAAGUCGGUCGAGCUUUUGGUGAAUUGGCAUUACUUUAUAAUUGUAAACGAACUGCAUCUGUUCGAGCUGUAACCAAUGCAUCAGCAUGGGCAUUAGAUCGACGUGUAUUUCAACAAAUUAUGAUGUCUACAUGUAUUCAUAAACAACAAGAAAAUAUGAAAUUUUUAAAAAGUGUGCCUGCGUUGAAAGAUUUAUCCUCAGAAAAAAUGAAAAAAUUAGCUGAUGUCUUAGAACCAGUAUUUUAUGAAGCUGGUGAAUAUAUAAUUCGUGAAGGAGAACUUGGUGAAACAUUUUUCAUUAUUAAAUCUGGUAAAGUACGUGUUACGCAUACAAUUGAUGGAACUGAUGAAACAAAAGAAAUUCGUCAACUUUCCGAUGGAGAUUGGUUCGGAGAAAGAGCAUUAUACACAUGUGAAAAACGAAGCGCCAAUGUGAUAUCUGCUGAAGAUGGUGUACAUCUACUCUCAUUGGAUAGGAGCAAUUUUAUUUAUCUAAUUGGUGAUUUGAAUGAAUUUAAAUCCAAAACCUACGAUGAUGUCAAUCGUCCAUUAAUUGGAGUAAUAUCAACAAGUUAUCAACAAGCACGAGGAUAUUUAAAUAAAGACGAAUCUGUUACAAGUCCAAAACCUGUUGAAGAACAACAACAACCAUCGAAAGAUUUACUUUCCUUUGCAAAUAUCGAAAAAGACGAUUUAGAACGAAUCACAGUUUUAGGUGUUGGAGGAUUUGGAUGUGUCGAGUUGGUUGUUUGGACAAAAAAUCGAACCAAAACAUUUGCAUUGAAACGAAUGAAAAAACAACAUAUUGUGCAUACACGUCAACAAGAGCACAUUUGUUCCGAGAGACAAAUAAUGCUAGAGAUUCAAUGUCCAUUUAUUUGUCGUCUUUACUGUACAUAUAAAGAUACCAAAUUUGUAUACAUGCUAUUAGAGGCGUGUUUAGGUGGUGAAUUAUGGACAGUUUUACGAAAUAAGGGUCGUUUCGAUGAUAUUAUGACACGUUUUGUGGUUGCUUGUGUUCUGGAAGCGUUCACUUACUUACACACACAAGGGAUUUUAUAUAGAGAUCUGAAACCAGAAAAUUUACUCCUUGAUCACAGAGGUUACGUGAAAUUAUGUGAUUUUGGAUUUGCCAAAAGAGUUGGACAUGGGAAAAAAACUUGGACAUUUUGUGGUACACCGGAAUAUGUUGCACCAGAAAUUAUUUUAAAUAAAGGACAUGAUCAUUCAGCGGAUUAUUGGUCUUUAGGUAUUCUGAUUUAUGAAUUACUCACGGGAAGUCCACCAUUUACUGGUACUGAUCCAAUGAAAAUUUAUAAUGUUGUUUUACGUGGAAUAGAUUGUAUUGAAUUUGAUCCACAGAAUAUCAGUCGAACUGCAGGUACACUCAUUAAACGUUUAUGUGCACAGAAUCCAGCUGAACGAUUAGGCUAUGGACGAGGUGGAAUAAUCGAUAUUAAACAAAAUAAAUAUUUUCAAGGAUUUGAUUGGAUCGGUUUGCAUCGUGGUACAUUGGCUGCUCCAAUACAACCUAUUAUACAUGGUCCAGACGAUACAACUAAUUUUGAUAAAUAUCCUCAACAAAAUGAAUUGCCACCUGAUGAAACAUCUGGUUGGGAUAUAGAAUUUUAACAUUCUCUCAUUUCUUUUAUUGUUAGUAGUCUAUCUUUCUUCAACUAACUACCUACAACAUUUUUUCUUCUUUGAUUAUUUUUUCAUAAAUUAAUGUAUGUAUGUAAUUGUUUGUAUGUAUAGAUGUAAUUGUAGAUUUGUUCGAUUAGAGCUUUGUGCAUUUUCGAUGAUGAUGAUGAUGAAGUGUGUUAAUGGGUUUUAUUGUAUUCAACAUCUACCCUAUUUAUAUAAAAUUAAUCAUUAUGAAUUAAUCGCACAUGAACAACAAUACGAUAUAUUUUUUAUCCCCUUUACUGACCAACAACUCUGCAUAUUUUUGUUGACUAGUUGAAAAAAAUAAAACUGGGAACUCUGUAUUUGUUAUAAAUUAUUAAAAAUAAAAUGAUCUGACUUAUUUUUUAAGACAUUCAUUUAUUUGCUGAUAUUUUUUUCUGUUGUCCUUUUUCAUAUGCUUACAAAUUUCGGAUUUUGAAAAGAUUACAAUGAAAAUUUACAAAUGUUACAUAUAUAUAUGAAUUGUUUUUAUUCAAAAAUAGUACACUUUGUUUUAUCACUCUCUAUCUCGAAAUAAGUGAUAUAUAUAUAUAUAUAUAUAUA
Molecule: messenger RNA, 4217 nt
Organism: Schistosoma turkestanicum
Lineage: Eukaryota; Metazoa; Platyhelminthes; Trematoda; Strigeidida; Schistosomatidae
Source: the annotation of a GenBank genome assembly